Molecule: messenger RNA, 1607 nt
Organism: Theobroma umbraticum
Lineage: Eukaryota; Viridiplantae; Streptophyta; Magnoliopsida; Malvales; Malvaceae
Product: rust resistance kinase Lr10-like
Biological process (GO): protein phosphorylation
Molecular function (GO): ATP binding; protein kinase activity
Source: RefSeq, a predicted model, not a curated record
CUUCUUCUCGCUUCCAGUUCAAGGUACAGGUCAUGAUUGAUUAUACAUUGUUCAACUGUUCAUCGAUGGAAAGACAUCAAUUAUACAGUCACAUCCCUUGCGUUGAUGUUCCCGGUUAUGAGGUUUACUCAUUAAAUUCAGUCGACGACAUCUCCCAAUAUCCCCUAUCCUCUUGCACGAAGUUGUACAGUGGCUCAUAUCCUGAUGGUAUGUUUCUUGACAUUCUUCCUUUGAAAUGGUCCGAGCCAAUGUGCGGAUUUUGUGAACAAAAUGGCAAGCAUUGUAGGUUGAAGAAUGAUAGCACUGUAGCUCAAAUUGAAUGUUUUGAUGCACCGAUCAAAGCCAAAGGGGCAAAAGGUACAAUAAGAAAGCUAGUGACUGCAGGUGUAGUUCUAGGUUCCUGCUUUGUGGUGAUAGCAAUCAUUGCAGUUUACUACCUAUAUAGAUCUAACAAGAUGAGAAAGGAAAAUGAUGUAAAUAUUGACAAGUUUUUGGAGGAUUACAGAUCUCUCAAGCAAUCAAGGUACAGUUAUGCUGACAUAAAGAGGAUUACUAAUCAAUUCAAGGAAAAGUUGGGCGAGGGUGCAUAUGGAACAGUGUUUAAAGGAACGCUUUCUAGUGAGAUCCACGUUGCUGUGAAGAUCCUCAACAGUUCCAUAGGCGAUGGGAAGAGUAUCAAUGAAGUAGGGACAAUGGGGAGAAUCCACCAUGUCAAUGUGGUUCGUUUGGUUGGCUUCUCUGCUGAUGGAUUUAGACGAGCACUGGUAUAUGAGUUCUUGCCAAAUGAACCAUUGGAGAAAUUUAUUUUCUCAGGUGAUGGAAAGAAACAUUCCCUUGGUUGGGAGAAGCUUCUAGAUAUUGCAAUCGGUAUAGCGAAGGGAAUCGAGUAUCUUCACAAAGGGUGUGACCAACGGAUUCUACACUUUGACAUCAAGCCUCAUAAUAUUUUGCUGGAUGAAAAAUUCAAUCCAAAAAUUUCUGAUUUUGGUCUGGCCAAACUGUGUUCCAAGGAUCAAAGUAUUGCUUCCAUGACUGCAGCAAGGGGGACCAUGGGCUACGUUGCACCUGAAGUAUAUUCUAGGAAUUUUGGCAAUGUGUCUUACAAGUCAGAUGUUUAUAGUUUUGGUAUGUUGAUACUUGACACGGUCGGAGGGAGGAAGAAUGUUGAUGUUACAGUAGAGACUGCUAGCCAAGUUUACUUCCCAGAAUGGGCAUACAGUCGUUUGAAUCAGGGAGACGAGUUGAUAAUCCGCAUUGAGGAAGAUGGAGAUGUUAAUAUUGCAAAGAGGCUCACCAUUGUCGGACUUUGGUGUAUACAGUGGUAUCCGGUGGGUCGCCCUUCGAUGAAAAACGUUGUUCAAAUGUUGGAAGGAGAAGGAGAUAAUCUGUCAAUGCCUCCUAAUCCUUUUGGUUCUACAGGCCCUACACGAAUGAAUCCAGAAUUAGCAGUCAUUUCAGAAACAGAGUGAUGAUCAUAGGCAAAGGUAUUCCAUUGCAAAUUAUGUGCUGACUAGGAUCCCUGGAGAGCGUUAAGAAAUUUGUAUCUGUGAAAUGAAUUUGUGUAAGUAAAAUUUUCAGUAGAAAAGAUACAUGCCCGAAAUUGAUUA